Molecule: messenger RNA, 1857 nt
Organism: Brachypodium distachyon (stiff brome)
Lineage: Eukaryota; Viridiplantae; Streptophyta; Magnoliopsida; Poales; Poaceae
Product: DNA damage-repair/toleration protein DRT100
Exons: 1
Coding region: 243-1589 (448 amino acids)
Molecular function (GO): protein binding
Source: RefSeq, a predicted model, not a curated record
UUUACUCUGAAACGCUCCCUUUCAGAACACAGUUUGACGCUCCCUUUCAGAAUUCAUUUUGCUUAGGCUCCCUGGUGAGGCCACAACGUGUGAACCAAGUAAAUGCGUACGAGGCUCUCGCUGCUCUCAGUCCCCUCCGCUCAGCCUAUAAAUAUCGACUCUGAUCUAGGCCAUUAUAUCACCGUUGCAAAGCAGGCAGUAUUCCACUCCGACCGACACAGCUACCCUGGAAGCUUUUGAUCAUGCUUCGUUCUCUGCUUCUCUUGCUCGCCACUCUGCUGACAGCAGCCGUCAGCACCGGCGGCACCACGCCGUGCUCGCCGCUCGACCGGGCAGCGCUGCUGGCCUUCAAGGCCGGCAUCACACUAGACACCACGGGCAUCCUCGCCACCUGGUCCGGCGACGACUGCUGCGGCGGCGGAUGGGAGGGCGUUUCCUGCGCCGCCACCGGCACGGGUCGAGUCGUCGCGCUGCGUCUCGAGUCUCAACCGCGCCGGUACAUGGAAGGCACGCUCUCCCCUUCCCUGGGCGACCUCGAGUUCCUGGAGUUCCUGGUGAUCCGCGACAUGGCGCGGAUCGGCGGCGCCAUCCCGGAGACACUCUCGCGGCUCGCGAGGCUCGAGCAGCUCUACCUCGAGGGCAACGCGCUCACCGGCAUUGUCCCCGGGAGUAUGCUAGCCAAGAUGAGCUCCCUCCGGCACCUCUCGCUCGCCGGCAACCGGCUAGAGGGGACUCUACCGCCAGAGCUCGGCUCUGUCCCUGGCCUCGAACAGAUCAACCUUGCCGGGAACCGCCUCGUCGGCGGGGUGCCGUCGAGCUACAGGAAACUGUCUUCCAAGUUAGCCUACCUUGAUCUGAGCAACAACCUCUUCUCCGGCAUCAUCCCGGAGUUUCUCGGCAAGCUCAAGAACCUGCUUCUGCUAGACUUGAGCAACAACAGUUUCUCCCGGCCGAUCCCGGCAUCUCUUGGCGCCUUGCAAAACCUCACGGACUUGUCCCUGAGCCGGAACAAGAUCGGCGGCCGGAUCCCCCCGGAACUCGGCGGCCUCCGGUCCCUGAACUCUCUCGCCAUCGACGACAACAUGCUCACAGGCUCCAUCCCAAAGCCACUGUUCACAAUGCAGAACCUCUGGCGCCUAAACCUGUCAAGAAACAAGCUCACCGGCCCGCUACCCGACUUCUCCGACGCCGGCGUCAGCAGGAGCCUGCAGUGGCUGGACGUUUCGAGGAACGCCAUUGGCGGCCAGAUACCGAGCUCGAUCGCCGAACUGCAUGAGCUGGAGAGGCUAGACAUCUCCCGGAACAAGGUCCGCGGCGUCAUCCCGGCGGCCAUGGCGACCAUGGGGAACCUGCGGUGGCUGGACAUCUCCGGCAACGCCAUCGUCGGGAGGAUACCGGAGAACUUCAGUAGAUUGGCAGGCGUCCGGCACGCGAGCUUCAGGGGCAACAGGCUCUGCGGGCAGAUACCGCAGGCGCCGCCGUUCAACCGGUUCCCCGCGGCGGCGUACGCGCACAAUCUGUGCCUCUGCGGCAAGCCGCUGCCGCCGUGCAGGAAGAUAGGAUCAGUGUCCGGCGGAUUAACUACUUAGCUAAGCUAGAGAGGUCUGGAAUCUGGAUGACCGGCGAGGCUACUGACAGUACUGUGUAGCGUAAUUGUGAUUUGAGAGCUGUGUCUUGCGGACUGAUUCGUGUUUCGGAAUUGGCCUUGCGGACGUAGAAAUGGUGCUUGAUGCUUUGAUCGAUCACCGUCUCGGUUUAGCGGAACAGAGUUGUAUGAGUUGUCCAAAAUUGAAGUGUCAUAUUUUUGGAUCUCAUGACGGCGUCACAUCUCCUUCAGAUAGAAACAGAGUUUUGAGC